AUGGGUCCUGGGAUUCAUGAAGAAGGAACAAGGGGGAACGCUUUUCGAGCAGAGGCCAAGGCUCUUCGUGAAGGUUUGCAAACUGCUUGGAACCAGGGAACUCAAAAACUUUUAUGCGAAACAGGCUGUAAAGAACUUGUAGACAUCCUGCGAGAUGAUCACAGGGUGGCUACCCAUCCCCAGGUGAUUCUUCUCCAAGAGAUUCGCAGCUUCAUGACUCAUGCUUGGCAACUCCACCUCUCUUGGACUCCACGCGAAAGUAACCAGGCAGCAGACUGGCUAGCCAAACACAGCUAUCGAGGGUCAGGCAUGGAGAUUACCACCUUGGAUGCACCUGGACCGGAGCUUCAAGUUCUCAUUCUGCAAGAUGCACUAGGCAUCACUUAG
Messenger RNA from Lotus japonicus, 387 nucleotides. RefSeq lists its product as uncharacterized. The transcript has a single exon. Bases 1 to 387 code for a protein of 128 amino acids. The record is from RefSeq and is a predicted model, not a curated record. NCBI's taxonomy places the organism in Eukaryota, Viridiplantae, Streptophyta, Magnoliopsida, Fabales, Fabaceae. Gene Ontology annotation, molecular function: nucleic acid binding; RNA-DNA hybrid ribonuclease activity.